UAUAAGUAAAGACAUGUUGUCUGCUAUAUAUGAAACUCCGUUUCCAAAACUCGUCCUAGUCGAAGACACUGUUAAGUUAUGUGGUCAAAACCUAUUUCUUUCUCUAGUUAGCACUCAAAGCAGUAAAAAUUCUGUAAAGCUAUUAUGCUUAGAAAAACCUCCAUCAUAUUACAAAGAGAAGUUGAAAGAUGUGGACAACAUACAUUUGCAUGAUUGUUUCCAUAACUUCGAUGGUCUAAAUGAAGUCUUUGAAGAAACGUCUAAAUCCAGCACAAACACCGUAAUUGUAAUUGAUUCUUUAGCAGAAUGUUAUAUACUAAUGAAAGAUUUUUUCACACAACUCAGAAAAUUAUUAAGUAAUAAAUUUAUUACUCAAAUAAUUACUCUGCUACACAGAGAUUGUGUUCCUUCAAAAAAUGUUUUAGUUGAUCUUCAUCAUAUAUCAAAUGCAAUUAUAGAAAUCACUGAUGGAAACAGCAAUUCAAACACCUGUUCCUUACUGAUUCGUAGACCAGGUAGGAAAGUAAUCAAGGAUACAAUAUCCUGCUGGGUUGAUGAAAAUCGAAUGCUGCACUCCAAAAAGUUUACCCCCGUUGUUAAGAAAUUGGCAGAUAAUCAAGAUACAUUACCAUCCGGGUUGUCCACAUUUAGAAUUGAACUUAAUGAAAAUGAAAAAAAAUCUAGAGACCAGGUUGUAUUGCCAUACACACAAAUUGGUGCUGGUGAUUCUGUUUCAAGUUCGGGAACUGGAAAAAUUAUAUAUGAACUAGAGGCUGCAGAUGAUUGGGAUGAAGAAGACCCAGAUGAUGAUUUAGAUAUUUAA
Molecule: messenger RNA, 823 nt
Organism: Ctenocephalides felis (cat flea)
Lineage: Eukaryota; Metazoa; Arthropoda; Insecta; Siphonaptera; Pulicidae
Product: elongator complex protein 5-like
Exons: 1
Coding region: 14-823 (269 amino acids)
Biological process (GO): tRNA wobble uridine modification
Cellular component (GO): cytosol; nucleus; elongator holoenzyme complex
Molecular function (GO): tRNA binding
Source: RefSeq, a predicted model, not a curated record